UCCAUGGCAAGGAAGAGCAAACACUCUCAAAAACUCACACUCCCAGAAAGAGAGAGAAGAAAGAAAGAAAGAACCAUAAACACUCACUCACACAGAGAUAGAGUUUUCAAACCCCAAAAUUAUGCAAACCCAAGAACAAAAGUUUGGAAUUUGAGGCAAAUGUCCAUUCAAUUCCUCUUCUUCUCUCUCUCUUUUCUCAUUUUCUUCCCUCAUUCUUCUUCUUCUUCAAACCAUGAAGCUUCACUUCUCUUUUCAUGGCUUCACUCUUCCAAUUCCCCUGUUUCUCCUCUUUUUUCCAAUUGGAAUGUUCGUGAUUCACCAUCCCCUUGUAAUUGGUCCUUCAUUUCUUGUUCAUCUCAAGGCUUUGUCACUGAAAUCAACAUCAUUUCAAUCCCUCUUCACCUCCCUUUUCCUUCUAAUCUCUCCUCUUUUCAUUCCCUUCGAAGACUUGUCAUUUCUGAUGCUAAUCUCACAGGCCCCAUUCCUUCUGACGUUGGUGACUGUUCUGAGCUUACUCUCAUUGAUCUCAGCUCCAAUACUCUUGUUGGAACAAUUCCAUCAACCAUUGGAAAGCUUCAGAAGCUUGAGGAUUUGGUUUUGAACUCCAAUCAGUUGACUGGGAAAUUCCCUAUUGAGCUCACUGAUUGUAAAGCACUCAAGAAUUUGCUUUUGUUUGAUAAUAGAUUGAGUGGUGGAAUCCCUUCUCAAAUAGGGAAAAUGGGGAGUCUUGAGAUUUUUAGAGCUGGUGGAAAUAGAGAUAUCAUUGGAGAAAUCCCAGAAGAGAUUGGUAAUUGCAGAAAUUUGAGCAUUUUGGGGUUGGCUGAUACUAGAGUUUCAGGUUCUUUGCCCAACUCUAUUGGCAGACUUCAAAAACUUCAAACUUUGUCCAUUUACACUACUAUGAUCUCCGGCGAGAUUCCGCCGGAGUUAGGUAACUGUUCUGAGCUUGUUAACUUGUUUCUUUAUGAAAAUAGUCUGUCUGGUUCUAUACCAAAGGAGGUUGGUAAGUUGAAGAAGCUUGAACAAUUGUUUCUAUGGCAGAAUGAGUUGAUUGGGACAAUCCCACCCGAAAUUGGUGAUUGUGUUAGUUUGAAAAAGAUUGAUAUUUCUUUGAAUUCUCUUUCUGGGGCUAUUCCUUUGACGUUAGGGGGGCUUUCUUUGCUUGAGGAGUUUAUGAUUAGUAGUAAUAACGUUUCGGGGUCGAUUCCUUCGAAUCUUUCGAAUGCUACGAAUCUUUUGCAGUUGCAGCUUGAUAGUAAUGAGAUUUCUGGUUUGAUCCCACCUGAGUUGGGGAUGUUAUGGAAGUUGAAUGUGUUCUUUGCAUGGCAGAAUCAGCUUGAAGGAAGCAUUCCUUGGAGUUUGUCGAAUUGUUCAAAUCUUCAAGCUCUUGAUUUGUCUCAUAAUUCGCUAACAGGAAGUGUUCCUCCUGGUUUGUUUCACCUCCAAAACUUGACAAAGCUUCUUUUGAUUUCCAAUGAUAUCUCUGGUACAUUGCCACCAGAUGUUGGGAACUGCACUUCUCUUAUCCGAAUGAGACUCGGGAGCAACCGGAUUGCAGGGGAGAUUCCUAACUCAAUCAGCGCUCUACGAAGCUUGGAUUUUCUUGAUUUGUCAGAGAACCAUUUUUCAGGAUCCUUGCCUGCUGAGAUUGGGAACUGUAGAGCUUUGGAAAUGAUUGAUAUAAGCAACAAUGCACUGAAAGGUCCAUUGCCUGAGUCACUUUCUUCUCUUUCUCAGCUCCAAGUUUUGGAUGUCUCAUCUAACCAAUUUGAUGGUGAGAUUCCAGCUAGUUUGGGACAGCUUGUUUCUUUGAAUAAGCUCAUUCUAGCAAGAAACACUUUCUCAGGAACAAUUCCUGCAUCCCUCAAACUUUGUUCAAGCCUCCAACUACUUGAUCUCAGUGGCAAUCAGCUGACUGGUAACUUACCGAUCGAGUUAGGUUCGAUUGACUCACUUGAGAUUGCUCUCAACCUUAGUUGUAAUGGGUUCACUGGUACACUGCCUUCUCAAAUGUCUGGACUCACUAAGCUUUCUGUUCUAGACCUUUCGCAUAAUAGGAUUGAUGGUGAUUUGAAACCACUUGCUGGGCUCGAUAAUCUCGUUGUGCUUAACAUUUCUUUCAAUAACUUUACGGGUUAUCUUCCGGACAAUAAACUUUUCAGACAACUAUCACCAACUGAUUUGGCAGGCAACAUCGGUCUUUGUUCUUCAAUUCGAGAUUCAUGUUUCUCCACAGACGAGAAAGUGUUUUCAAAAGAUGGGGAUGAUGCAAGGAGAUCAAGAAAGCUGAAGCUAGCAAUUGCCUUGCUCGUUGUCCUGACAGUUGUGAUGACAGUAAUGGGGGUGAUUGCAGUGAUUCGAGCUCGAACAAUGAUUCAAGAUGAGGAUUCGGAGCUGGGAGAGACAUGGCCUUGGCAAUUCACACCAUUCCAAAAGCUGAAUUUCUCUGUCGAGGAAGUGUUGAGGCGUCUUGUGGAUAGUAAUGUGAUUGGAAAAGGGUGUUCGGGGAUGGUUUAUCGAGCCGAAAUGGACAACGGAGAAGUGAUUGCAGUGAAGAAGCUAUGGCCAACAAUGAUGGCAACAGAUAAUAACUACAACGACGACAAAAGUGGAGUACGUGAUUCGUUUUCGGCAGAAGUUAAAACACUAGGCUCAAUACGCCAUAAGAACAUCGUGAGGUUCUUAGGUUGUUGUUCGAAUCGAAAUACGAAACUACUAAUGUACGAUUAUAUGCCAAAUGGUAGUUUGGGCAGUCUUCUACAUGAAAGAAGUGGCAAUGCCUUGGAAUGGGAUCUAAGGUACCAAAUCUUACUAGGUGCAGCCCAAGGCCUUGCCUAUUUACACCAUGAUUGUGUCCCUCCAAUUGUUCAUAGGGACAUUAAGGCCAACAAUAUUCUCAUUGGCCUCGAAUUCGAGGCUUAUAUUGCUGAUUUCGGCCUUGCCAAGCUUAUCGACAAUGGAGAUUUCGGCAGGUCAUCCAACACUGUUGCAGGCUCUUAUGGAUACAUUGCUCCUGAAUAUGGCUAUAUGAUGAAGAUAACUGAGAAGAGCGAUGUAUAUAGCUACGGCGUUGUGGUGAUCGAAGUCUUAACAGGGAAACAACCGAUUGACCCGACAAUACCCGAUGGACUACACAUUGUAGAUUGGGUGAGAAGAAAUAGAGGGAAUGAAGUUCUUGACCAGAGCUUGCAAUCAAGACCAGAGACAGAAAUAGAGGAGAUGAUGCAAGUUUUAGGUAUAGCGUUAUUAUGUGUAAACUCGUCACCAGAUGAGCGACCGGCAAUGAAAGAUGUGGAGGCGAUGCUGAAAGAAAUCAAACAUGAAAGGGAAGAAUAUGCAAAAGUUGAUGUGCUGCUCAAAGCUAGCUCCUCGCCUGCCAACGGUGGGCAAUUAGAGAACAACAAAAGCUCAAAUAAUAAUAAUAACAAUAACAACAAUAAUAAUGUUAAUGGAGUUGGAAUUGCAACAUCUUCUUCAAAGAUGUCAACAAGAAGCUUGCUGCAAAAAAGUACUAAUACAAGCUUCUCUGCUUCCUCAUUGAUCUACUCAUCAUCAUCCUCUAAUGGCAGAAAGAGUUAAAGUUUUUGUAAAAAUAGAUUUGAUUGAUGCUUAAGCCAAAUAUGGGAAGUUUGUUUAUUUGUUA
This is a messenger RNA of Cucumis melo (muskmelon), 3643 nucleotides long. Its product is annotated as LRR receptor-like serine/threonine-protein kinase RGI1. Lineage: Eukaryota; Viridiplantae; Streptophyta; Magnoliopsida; Cucurbitales; Cucurbitaceae. Gene Ontology annotation, biological process: protein phosphorylation. The transcript has 2 exons. Bases 4 to 3579 code for a protein of 1191 amino acids. The record is from RefSeq and is a predicted model, not a curated record. Gene Ontology annotation, molecular function: ATP binding; receptor serine/threonine kinase binding; protein kinase activity.